AAUAAAAGUGGCGAUGGAGAUUGAUGAUACGAGAGUUAGGAGUUGGUUAGGGAUGAUUUAAUCGUAGAAUUUCUUUGCGUUUUUAAUUAGGAAACAUCAGGUGUCAUUGUUGCAGUGAGAAUUUCACGUGACAGCGCCGAGUGCCAUCUAGUUCGAGCCGAACCUCGAAAUUCUCCGUGCGCGAUGCUGUUCGAGGCGUAUCUAAAUUAAUAGUUCGAUAGACACGCGUCUUGUUUCGAUUGGAAGAUAAGUUUAAAAAAAGCCAUGAAAUAAAGCCAGCGUUUUGAAAUUAAAAUCCGACAUGGGCGACGAGCAGCAACUGUUCCUUAUAGAAUUCCUAGUCGACAGAGUGAAGAUCCCCGUAAUAAAGGCGAUGCAGGACGAAUUGCUACCAGCCUGCACUUGCGUCUCGUUUCAAAUUCUCAGUCUGCCGGCCAUCGACAUUUGCCAAGAAGCUCUAACGGACAGCUGCGGUUGCAACGACGGGGACACGCAGAUCUUCAAGAAAGGGAAAUCCUGCUUAUUCGCGUUGCCCUCGAUCGUCCUUCAGAAGCCCUUGACAACCUUCCCGAUAAAGAUGUCCGUCUACAAGAAGCUGCCGCCGGGCGUGCUGCCGGACGUGAUGACGAUCGGUUGCCAUCAGAUAGAGGCGAGAGCGUUGCUGAACGCAGUGCUCAGCCAGCAGGUGUUCAAAGUGCUGAAUCCCUGUCAGACGAUCAAGGACACGUUCAAGAUCACCACGGCGACCGGCCAGUGCGUCGGCACGGUCACCGUCUACGUCAGGGCCUCCUGCUUCGGCCGGAAGAUCGUCACGCAGUUCCAAAUACCGCACAACAGGAAACCGUACCUGUUCAAGGGUGCCGACGACAGUCCCGUUUUCCAGUGCAAAAAGAUACCCUCGGCCUGCUACACACCUGCCCCUGUCAAAUGUACCUGCGCGAAGAAGUGUCUUGACGGCAGCGGCGAGGCCACAGGAAGAACCUGUUGCCCCGCGCCUGCAGCCAUCGCUCCUCCGCCACCUGCGGGAACACCUCGGCCUGAUUGGGGUCCACGACCCUGCUGUCCCUCUCGACGAGAUUCCCCUGGAAAGGAAACCCUAAGCUGUUCACCGCGUUCACCCACGUCGCGACGGACUCAGCAAGCAACCUCUUCCGGGAACUGUCCACCUUGUUGCACGCCGCAUCCUGGGCAACUCGUGAAAUUGGGUCAAUCCGGGGCCGAGGGCAAGUGUCCACCUUGCUGCUCGACAUCGUCGAAAGGAUUUCAACCGUUCGGCGAUCUAUCUGCUAGAGAGGCAAGCGUGAAGAGGUGCGGUUGCCCUGCGAAGGACUACAGCUGCAACUGCAAGCAGAAGCGGAAUAGCUGCGGGUAACCUGUCCGACCGACGUCCCGAUAUAAAUCAGAAUCGGGAACGUUCCGACGCCGAGCACAAUAGGAUGCGAUACCGAUCCCCGCGCGACUAGAUUCGAAUAAUAAUGCGAAGAGGAUAUUGACCGCGUUCGGG
Molecule: messenger RNA, 1504 nt
Organism: Nomia melanderi (Alkali bee)
Lineage: Eukaryota; Metazoa; Arthropoda; Insecta; Hymenoptera; Halictidae
Source: RefSeq, a predicted model, not a curated record